UUCCCAUUGCCAACCCCUGGGAUGCUGCGAGGAAGAGGGAGAUGCCCCGGGACACUGAGGCAGAGCAGGAGCUGAGCAUGGAGAGCAGGGAGGACAAACGCCUGUGGCAGAACCUGGUGGAAGAGGCCGUUUUGAGCAGCUCCACGGCGCAGGAAGGCAACGGGGAGGAAAAGCCCUGGAGAUGCCGCACGAGGAGGGGCUGCAAACGCAGCUGGCGGGGAUCUGAGGGGGAAAGAGCCAGCCUGGGCCGGGAAGGCGGCCGGAGAUGGAGCCAGAGCUCGGAGCUGGUACUCCAUGAGCAGCUCCAUGAUGGGAAGAAGCCCCAUACGUGCGUGGAGUGUGGAAAGAACUUCAGGUGGAACUGCGACCUGAUUGUGCACCAGAGGACCCACACUGGGGAGAAGCCCUAUGAGUGUGGGGAGUGUGGGAAGAGCUUCAGGUGGAGCUCCAACCUGAUCAAGCACCAGAGAAUCCACACUGGGGAGAAGCCCUAUGAGUGUGGGGAGUGUGGGAAGAGCUUCUGUGGGAGCUCCAGCCUGAUCAAGCACCAGAGGAUCCACACUGGAGAACGGCCCUUCGAGUGCGGGGAGUGUGGACAGAGCUUCAGCCAGCGCUCCCACCUGAUCUCGCACCAGAGGACCCACACUGGGGAGAGGCCCUACAAGUGUUCCAAGUGUGGGAAGGGGUUUCAGACCAGCUCCCAUCUCGUCCGGCACUAUCAGAGUCACACAGAGGAGAGGCCCUUCCAAUGCCCCGACUGUGGGAAGGGAUUCAGGUGGAACUCCACCCUCGUCAGGCACAGGCGCAUCCACACUGGGGAGAAGCCCUACGAGUGUGAUAAAUGCAGGAAGAGGUUUCAGACCAGCUCCCAUCUCCUCCAGCACUAUCGCAUUCACACAGAGGAGAGGCCCUUCCGCUGCCCCGAGUGCGGGAAGGGAUUCAAGCACAACUCCACCCUCGUCAAGCACCGGCGCAUCCACACUGGGGAGAGGCCCUACGAGUGUCCCCAGUGUGGGAAGAGCUUCUCCAGCAGCUCUGACUUGACCCGACACCAACGGAGGCACCGUCCGUUGCAGUUCUGUUUGCAGAGUGCCGCCUUCUCAGCUCAUUGUGUUUGUGUCCCCUUUUCUCUCCUGCCUCUCUUUGCCUGCUUUGUUUCUCUCUCAGUGUCUCGCAGCUGGCGGGGAUCUGAGGGGGAAAGAGCCAGCCUGGGCCGGGAAGGCGGCCGGAGAUGGAGCCAGAGCUCGGAGCUGGUGCUCCAUGAUGGGGAGAAGCACCACACGUGCGUGGAGUGCUGGAAGAGCUUCAGGUGGAGCUCUGAGCUGAUCCAGCACCAGAGGACCCAGACCGGGGAGAGGCCCUACGAGUGUGGAGAAUGUGGGAAGAGCUUCAGCCAUAGCUGCCACCUGAUCACGCACCAGAAGACCCACACCGGGGAGAGGCCCUACGAGUAUUCCAAGUGUGGGAAGGGGUUUCAGACCAGCUCCCAUCUCCUCCGACACUAUCAGAGUCACACAGGGGAGAGGCCCUUCCGCUGCCCCGAGUGCAGGAAGGGAUUCCAGCGCAACUCCCACCUCAUCAGGCACUGGCGCAUCCACACUGGGGAGAGGCCCUACGGGUGUCCCCAGUGUGGGAAGAGCUUCUCACAGAGCUCUCACUUGCCCCAACACCAACGGAGGCACCUCCCGGUGCCGAUCCUGUAG
Messenger RNA from Melozone crissalis (California towhee), 1703 nucleotides. RefSeq names its product zinc finger protein 345-like. Gene Ontology annotation, molecular function: RNA polymerase II cis-regulatory region sequence-specific DNA binding; DNA-binding transcription factor activity, RNA polymerase II-specific. The transcript is spliced from 5 exons. Gene Ontology annotation, biological process: regulation of transcription by RNA polymerase II. The record is from RefSeq and is a predicted model, not a curated record. Lineage: Eukaryota; Metazoa; Chordata; Aves; Passeriformes; Passerellidae. The coding region runs from base 42 to 1703 and encodes 553 amino acids.